Molecule: messenger RNA, 1434 nt
Organism: Sclerotinia borealis F-4128
Lineage: Eukaryota; Fungi; Ascomycota; Leotiomycetes; Helotiales; Sclerotiniaceae
Source: the annotation of a GenBank genome assembly
AUGCAGAGUGACGCACAGCACCCUGCAGGUCGGGAGACCAGUGCUCUAUCUACCAUUGGAGGACAUUUGAAUGUUAACCAAGAGACAACCUUCAAUCAUAUCGACAUCACCGAGCCUUACCCACACUAUGAGCUUGAAGCCUUUACGCUAGAUGAGCAAGUGUAUGAUUUUGGUACCGCUGCAGAUUAUAAUGACAUUCUCUUCAAAGAGAUGAACAUUGAAAUUGACGCCCUGACCUCAACAAAUCACCCGUCUAUGUCAGUUUGGAGUACUCAAUAUGCCACUACAUCAAUACCGGAGGCUGCAAUUCAUAUCCCGGCCGGUAUAACUACAGGCUUGGACAUCCGUGUACCCAACACAGUUUUACCUUUGGAGUGUAACCUUGAAGUGUCAAUGUCCAACAUCACGGGGAACAAUUGCACAUGUAGUCAUAAGGAGGAGAAAUGUGUACCGAGUCUACUUUUUGGCCCAAUGGAAGCCUCUGGUCAUCCGAUUACUACACCGCAGAGAGUAUCAGGACCACUGACAGCUCGCGGAUCAGCAGACACUUCUCGGAGAGCAGCGCGAGGCAGAUUGACUUGUCCUCAUCCAAGGUGUAAUAAAACUUUCCCACGCCAAUAUGAGCAAGUCUCUUCCCCUCAUUUCAUGGCGGUAGUCUGCUCUGCUUAUGGGUGUCAUCGUACUACGAAGCCAUUCAAGAGAGCAGACAAAUUCAUGGAACACUUCAGAAAGCAUGGCAAUUCGCAAAGUUAUCGAUGUCUAAUGGAGACUUGCCAGUCUGGCUCCUUUGAUAUUCCUACCUUGACCGAUCAUCUGGUGAUGCAACAUUAUAUGGACUACGAUACCCAACAAAACUUUGACUGGAUCAUGAAAACUGUCUUGAGAACAAACUCGAUUCCGUUCUGGUUUGGUCGUGUCUGUUCGACUGGUGGGGAUCUGUGCCCACUGGCAUCAAUUGGCUGCACGUAUCGAAUCUCGGCUGAUGUCGGGGAACGCCGUCAUGAAUUCGUGAUGAGAGCGCAUGCUAUUACUCACAAACAUUCUGAUCUCGUGGAAGGAAAAGAUCUUCUAAGAGAAUUCUUCGCAGGCAAAUUGCAGUGGUACCUAGACGAAGGGGUUAAGGAUUGCAUGCUGUGUUUAUUCCAGGUCAGAGGCUUCCACCACCGAAACAUAUUCUUUACUCACUUGAUGGGCAAUCAUUCCAAAGAAGAACGAAGUUCCGUUCUCAAAGAUAUUUUCCGCAUCGUCGAGAUCUAUCACAAAAAUUUCUGCUAUCUUCAGCGCCAAGGGGAAGUACCUAGCGCCGUAGCUCUCGCAAAUGAAUGCAGAGCGAUCGGUCUUAGUUUUCGACUAUUAGCUGACAACUUCUUUGAUGUGCCCGAUCGGCUUGAGAGUACUCAGCAUAUCGUACUUACCCGGCUUUUAUAUGCGUAA